Aphidius gifuensis is the source of this 2333-nucleotide messenger RNA. RefSeq lists its product as uncharacterized. Lineage: Eukaryota; Metazoa; Arthropoda; Insecta; Hymenoptera; Braconidae. The record is from RefSeq and is a predicted model, not a curated record. Bases 171 to 2333 code for a protein of 720 amino acids. The transcript has 15 exons.
CAUAUACAGCUCUCAUUAUUGUUUAUAAAAUUAAUAUAUUAUCAAUUAAAAUUCAUAUUAAAAUCAUUGUCUUUAAGCAUAGUAAUCAUCACGGAUUCAUCAGGGAUCAUAAAAAAUAAAUAACAUACUGAAAAAAUAAUAAAAAAAAAGAUUCAUCAACAUCAACAGUCAUGAAUAAGACAACAGAUGUUGAUUCAGGAAAAAGAAAAGCAUCACAAGAACAGCCUGAAGGCUUGAAAGAUCCAAAACAACGUAAAAAAAAUUCACAAGUAUUAUCUGCCAACCGUAACACAAGUAAUACAAUCGAAAAACUUGUGUCAUUUUGGACAGCUGGUGGUAAUGUUCAUCCAUUGUUAACCCAAGAGGGAACAGAUAAUAUGAAAUUAAAAGAAGCUGAAGAUAAAUUUCGUGAAGCUGAUAAAAUUGUAAAUGAUCUUCAAAAAAAAUUAGUUGCAUCUGCUGGAAAUGUUACUAAUCUUCAAAUUGCAUUGAAGCAAGAAGAAACUGAAAAAGAAACACUUGUUCAAAAAAUGAAUUCAACAUGGGAAUUAAUCAGAACAAUUACUCAACAUGUUACAUAUGCAACAGAUACACUUCAUGAAUGUCAAAAACACACGACAUAUUUGACAACAACUUACAAUGAUGUUAUAUUAAAAUUACGUGGUGAUAAUGAAGUUUUAAAUAAAAAAUUAACAUCAAUUGCAUCUGAUCGUAAUGCAAAUGCUGAAAAUGCACUUAAAAAAUUGGCAAUAAGAGAAACUGAAAUUGAAGAAUUAAAAGCUAAAUGUGAAAUGAUUGAAUGUCAUCUUUUAAGUCAAAAAGAAUUAGCUCAAAAUGCUAUUAAUGAUACUGAAAAAUAUAAAAAAAAAAUAUAUGAACUUGAAAAUUCAGAAGAAUUAUUAAAACAAAAAGUUCAAGAUCUUGAAAUUAAAAUAUUAAAUGAACAGAAUAAAGUUGAAUCAAUUUGUGCAUCACAAAAACAAAAAUGGAGUCAAACACGACACAAUUAUGAAUCUGAAUUAUCAGCAUUGAAAGCUGAACUUGAAGAGACAAGAUGUACCAUCAGUAAUGUUAGAGGAGAAAGAGAAGAAGUUUUUCAUAUUUUAGCUGAAAAAGAAAAAGAAAUUGAUUCAUUGGAAAAGAAAAAUAAAACAUAUAGUAAAAAAAUUGAGGAACUUCAGAGCAACAUGAAUGAUACAUGUAGCAAUUUGGAACUUUUUAAUAAUCAAAAAAGUAUAUGGGAAGCACAAUUGAAAGAGAAAAACGAUGAGAUUUGUAAAUUAAUAAAAGAUUUAAACUCAGCAACUGCUGAAAAAACAGAGCUACAAAAUCAAAUGACAAAAUUGAAUGAAAAAUUUAAAAAUCAAGCUGAAGAAAAAUUAAAUUUACAAACAACAUUAUCACAAAAUUCAAAUUUAUUAAAUGAAUCAUCAAAACGUGUUGAGGAAUUAACAAAAAGUCUUGAAGAAAAUGAAAAAUUAAAAAAACAAACUGAAAAUGCAUUGACACAAAAAGAGACAAUAAUAAUGGAAUUGGAAAGAAAAUUAAGUCGUUUAGAAGUUCAACAUGAAGAACAACUUCACAAAGAAACAGUAAAAUACGAAAAAUGUAUGAAUGAAUUGAAAAAGCUAAAAUCAACAUUAAAAACAUCAGAGAAAACUGACACAACAAUUCGUACUGAGAAUGAAAAAUUAAAAGAAAAAGUUGAAGAAUAUGAAGAAAUAUUAAAAAAAGAAAGAUAUGAUAUGGCUGAGCUGAUUAAAGAAUUGAAAAAUUUACGAUCAGAGUGUGAUUCAUACAAAAUAAUAGAAAAAGAAAAUAAUGUAACUGUUAAUAAGACAAAUGAAUUACAAAGAAAAGUAAACGACAUGAUGAAUUUAUUAACAGAAGAUAAAAUUAAAACAAGAUCUUCUGUCAAGAUUCCAUCGAGUCCAAAUCCAAGUAUUAAAAAUACUCAAAACAAAACUUCAUCUCCAUCACGUGUUUUUCUUUCAGAGGUGAAAAAAAAUAGUCAAGAAGUUCAAGAAAAAAAAUACAAGAAAAAUGCUGAAGUAACAAAGAAUCGAUCAGCAGCUUCAAAACCAAAAGUGGUAUCUGUUGAGACUGUUACGACAAAGCCAAUUUUAAGAAGUUAUAAAAAUUCAAAGUCACCAAAGUCACCUAAAAAAGCUAGCGUCACAUGGAAAACACCAAAAGAAGAUAAAUCAAUUGCUUUGAACGAUAGUGAAGAUGAAUUUGAUAAAAUUGUCACCUCAGUCAAUAUGGAAUUGCCAAAUUCUCAAAUGGGUACACCUGGAAGAAAGUUUUUCAAAAAUCGUCUCUCCCAACAUUAA